This is a messenger RNA of Symbiodinium sp. CCMP2592, 621 nucleotides long. The record is from the annotation of a GenBank genome assembly. NCBI's taxonomy places the organism in Eukaryota, Dinophyceae, Suessiales, Symbiodiniaceae.
AUGAGCAAACUAGGCACAGGCGAAGACUGGACAUUCACCUCGCCGAUACGCCGGGCCCUCCAUCGAGAGUUCCAGACCCUGGAGCCUGUGAUUGGACAGGAGCCCCUCACGACCAGUGUGGCAUCAAGUCAGUCUGGUUCUCCCCCCUCCGAGAAGAAGGCACUUCUUGCAUACUCCCAAUGCUUGGAAAGCCGCCUGCGAGCCAUGACCGGCGAGAACCGAGGCUUAAGGCUGCAGUUGCAAGACGAGGAGGCCCGCUUCGCUCAGCUGCACUCGAGCAUCAAAAAGGAUACAGAGUUCGAGCUACGCCUGAGGGCGAAAACAAAGCAGCUCAACACGCGGAUGAAGGCCAGAGACAGAGUUGGAGUCUUGUUUGAUGCUUGGUCACGAGUCACCUCGAGAGCUUGGCGAGACAGGUGCAUCACUGCCGAGCAUGAAUUGGCUGCCCUGCGGUCUGGAGGCUUGGAUCUACGAGAUCGCCAGCGAGCGGAGGAGGCCGAACGCGCGGUCCUGGAAAUGAAGGCAGCUCUCCGGCGUCAGCAUCAGGUCUUCACGCAGGAGAGGUCUGAGGCGCAGGGUGUCCAGCGCCAAUCUGCAGCUUUGCAGGCCAGCUCCGAGCAG